Messenger RNA from Corapipo altera (White-ruffed manakin), 752 nucleotides. RefSeq names its product C-type natriuretic peptide 1-like. Gene Ontology annotation, cellular component: extracellular region. The transcript has 3 exons. The record is from RefSeq and is a predicted model, not a curated record. Lineage: Eukaryota; Metazoa; Chordata; Aves; Passeriformes; Pipridae. Bases 44 to 442 code for a protein of 132 amino acids. Gene Ontology annotation, molecular function: hormone activity; hormone receptor binding.
GAGACUCGAGGGAAGGAGGAAUCAGAGACACUAAAACAAGAACAUGAACCUGAAAUUUCUUUUUUGCCCUGGAUUCCUUCUACUGCUCAUUGUCAGUCAAAACCAGGCAGGGGCCAGGUCCAUUUCCAGCUUACAGAGUCUCUCCAAACUGUUGGAUGAAGAUCUGGAGCAUCCCCUGGUCUCAGAAGAGAGGGGCCAUGAGCAAGACGAGCUGAUCCCAGGAGGUGUCUUUGACCAGGAAGACCCUGAAGUCCAGUGGCCCCAGGACAGGAUGGAGCAGCCCCAGGGCGUGUCCCUGGGGGAAGGUGCAAUCCAGAGAUUCCUCAGCGACCUCCUGAGUUUGUCCCGCAGAUACCGAGGCAGAAGCAAGAAGGGCCUCCCCAGGGGCUGUUUUGGUGUCAGGCUGGACAGAAUUGGGGCCCUGAGUGGCCUGGGGUGCUGACUCUGCACUGUGGACUGGCUUCGAGGUUUCAAAGGACCUGUUGCCUUUCAGUGAGAUAUUCAGCUCUUUUUCAUAUUGGCUCCACCAUCUCCUACACGAUGUACUGAGCAAAUUGCACCCACUUCUCCCCGAAUUACCUGGCCAACAGAACACACGUUUCCUGUGCUGCCUGUUUGUACCAGAGUAAUUACUUGUGAACAUCUCUCUGAAAUUUAGUUACAAAAAGCCACAUUUGUACUGUUAGAGUACUAAAUGUGUAAAUAAACAAGUUUUAUUAUGUCUCAGGUAAUAAAUUGCUUUCCAUAAUUUA